Molecule: messenger RNA, 1145 nt
Organism: Pseudomyrmex gracilis
Lineage: Eukaryota; Metazoa; Arthropoda; Insecta; Hymenoptera; Formicidae
Gene: Ski6
Product: exosome complex component RRP41
Exons: 3
Coding region: 116-937 (273 amino acids)
Biological process (GO): nuclear mRNA surveillance; rRNA catabolic process; poly(A)-dependent snoRNA 3'-end processing
Cellular component (GO): nucleolus; cytoplasmic exosome (RNase complex); nuclear exosome (RNase complex)
Source: RefSeq, a predicted model, not a curated record
UACUAUAGUCUAUAUAGCUGUUGUGUAUAUAGAAGCUAUUUAAAGGUUAAGUUCUCACGUGUUUAGAAACCUUAAUUUACUAUAAAAUUGUAAACGACACCUGGACCGAAAAAAUAUGAUCGAGCCGGAUCAAGAAGGCAGUCAGGGUGGAUUGCGUACGGAUGGAAGACGGGCGCUGGAAUUGAGACAAGUUCGUAUGCGAAUGGGAGUGUUCGGACAAGCCGACGGCAGUGCGUACAUCGAGCAUGGAAACACUAAAGUUUUAGCCGCAGUUUACGGCCCUCAUCAGCCGAGAAGCAGUGCAUCGAGGACGAGUACAAAGGCCAUUAUAAAUUGCCAGUACAGUAUGGCCGUGUUCAGUUUUACCUCCGGCGAGCGCAAGCGAAGGCCUAGAGGAGACUGGAAAUCACAGGAGAGAUCGACUCAAUUACGCCACGCGAUGGAAGCUAUAAUACACUUGGAACUGUAUCCACGUUCUCAGAUCGAUAUCUUUGUGGAAAUUCUACAAGUUGACGGUAGCGAUUACUGCGCAUCUGUGAACGCGGCCACGCUCGCAUUAAUAGACGCUGGAAUUCCAAUUAAGAAUUACGCGGUAGGUUGUACAGUAUCUCUAAUCAAUAAAUUGUCAAUGGAGAAUGAAGACAAAACGUUGGCAGCAGGUGUAGUGGAUUCGAAUUUUGUGGAAGAAUGUUCGCCCGGGGUCACUUUGUCCGUCGUCGCGUUAGCAGAAACAAAUAACGAAGUCGAAGUGGACGGAAACGGUCUGAUAGUGGUGGCACACGGGGCCGGGCAGCGAUUGCAUUUGUCGCGUCUGCAAACGCUCAAACAGCGUGCGUUACAAGGUUGCCAGGACAUAAAGGCUAUACUGGACAAUGGCGUGAGACAUCACUUGAACGCGAACCUACUGCCUUCGUUUCUGCAGAAUUCACUCGAGUAAUAAGAAAAGAGCGAUAUACACUUCACAGUACUGCAACGUUUUUUAUCGUUUAAUACAAUAUAUAAUAAACAAUAUAAAAUACUUUCUUACAAAAGCUGAUAACAAUUCCUGUUCCUUUUUUUUUUUUUUUUGUUUUUCUCAAGUAGAAAAAUAUCUUAAUAUAUUUUUAUCAGAUACACAAAUUUCUUCUAUUGCAUUGUUUUAAACG